ACUCAGCCGGUCGACCGGCGCAGAGUAGCGGCCCAACUGAAAACGAAUCACCUCCACGUCAAAGGAAAACGAAUCACCUCUCCACGACGCCACCCGCAUCGACAACUCAAAACCCGUCGCCUCACUGUCACCGACCCCGGCGAUCACCGGCGAACAAGGGACCAGUAUACUUCUCUCUCCAAACGCGAAGAUGGACGAAGGGAAUGUGGCGCAGCAGCUCAAGCAGAUGACGGACUUCAUCCGCUUGGAAGCCGUCGAGAAGGCAUUCGAGAUCGAGGCCGCCGCCGCCGAGGAAUUCCAAAUCGAGAAACUACAACUGGUGGAAGCUGAAAAGAAGAAGAUCAGGCAGGACUAUGAAAAGAAAGAGAAACAAGUUGAUAUCAAGAAGAAAAUCGAAUACUCAAUGCAGCUCAAUGCUUCCCGAAUUGAAGUUCUUCAAGCUCAAGAUGAUUUAGUAAAGUCCGUGAUGGAUUCAGCACGGAAAGAGCUACUGUACCAAAGCCGAGACCAUCAAUCUUACAAGAAACUUCUCAGGAUACUUAUUGUUCAGAGCUUGCUGCGUCUGAAAGAGUCGGCGGUCAUUCUCCGCUGCAGGAAGGAGGAUCUUGAGCUUGUUGAAUCGGUCUUGGAAUCUGCGAGGAAUGAGUAUGCAGAAAAGGAAAAUGUAUAUCCGCCUGAAAUCAUGGUAGACCGCCAUGUCUAUCUGCCGCCUGCUCCCAGUCAUUACAAGGAACAUGACCUGUCCUGCUCUGGUGGAGUUGUAAUGGCUUCUCAAGACGGAAAAAUCGUCUUUGAGAACACGUUGGAUGCUAGACUAGAAGUGGUUUUCAGAAAGAAGCUGCCAGAGAUCCGUCAAAGCCUUAUUGGGCAGGUAGCUGCAUGAACAAUUCUUGUAAACAGAAUGCUGCACAGUUGCUGCUCGGCACCUCUUGAUGAUGAUCUUCGAGAAAUCAUUUUUGUGGUUCACCAGUAAUUUACACAGGCUCACUCUUUUGGUCAGGGGGAAGAACCCUUUGUCACUGAUAACUCGAGACUUAAUUAUGCCACGCAAGCAUAAUAAGAUGAACUACAGCAUUGGGCGAUUUCUCUUAAUAAGGCGUCGAUUUGUGUAGUGAAGCCAUUUAUGUGUACACGUAAUUUGUUACCUUGAUGAAAUUGGUCUCUUCGAUUUUCAUAUAUCUGAUCUAGAAGAAGUGUUGACUAA
Messenger RNA from Aegilops tauschii subsp. strangulata, 1204 nucleotides. RefSeq names its product V-type proton ATPase subunit E. Gene Ontology annotation, cellular component: proton-transporting two-sector ATPase complex, catalytic domain. Gene Ontology annotation, biological process: proton transmembrane transport. The record is from RefSeq and is a predicted model, not a curated record. Gene Ontology annotation, molecular function: proton-transporting ATPase activity, rotational mechanism. NCBI's taxonomy places the organism in Eukaryota, Viridiplantae, Streptophyta, Magnoliopsida, Poales, Poaceae.